This is a messenger RNA of Staurois parvus, 327 nucleotides long. The record is from the annotation of a GenBank genome assembly. Lineage: Eukaryota; Metazoa; Chordata; Amphibia; Anura; Ranidae.
GGCACCGAGUCACCAGGCACGACAGCGGGCUCUGAGUCAACUGGCACAACAGCGGGCAUCGGGUCACCAGGUAUGACAGUGGGCACCGGGUCAUCUGGCUCGACAGCGAGCAUUGAGUCACCAGGUAUGACAGCGGGCACUGGGUCAUCAGACAUUGGAUCGUCUGGCUCAACAGCGGGCAUCGGGUCACCAGGCAUGACAGCGGGCACUGGGUCACCAGGCAUUGGAUCGUCUGGCUCGACAGCGGGCACUGAGUCAUCUGGCAAGACAGUGGGCAUCGGGUCACCAGGCAUGACAGCGGGCACUGGGUCAUCAGGCAUUGGAUCG